ACGCCCGGCGCAGCAAGCAAAAAGCGGCCACGCAAAGGAAAGGGACGGCCGCCCCGGAACUCGGUUCCGUCGGUUCCCCCAAUUCGCGUCCCGUCCGUCCGUCCGUCGCCUCCUCUCCCUUCCUCCCUCCACCGCCCUCCCCUCCCCUCCCCUCUCCUCUCCUCUCCUCUCCCGCACACGGCACAGGGCACGCGGAUCUGACCAAAACCGUCCAGGAGGCCCUUUCCCUCCCGACCGCGGCCGACCGCGAGCAACAACCGGCUCCGCCUGUCCUGUGCCAUCGGCUUCCAAUUCGAUCGAUGUGCCCGAUGGAGACGGAGGAGGACGACAGCGGCGGGUGUGACUUCCUCGACUGGCUCGGCCCCGACACCUCCACCACCGUCUUCGAGCUCCUCGACGACCCCGCCGACCUCGCCCGCGUCGGCGCCGUCUCCCGCUCCUGGCGCCGAUUCGUGACCGAGAACGAAUUCAGCAAGCGCCUGUGUCGGCGGAUAUGCCCGGAGGCCGCCAGCUUCACCCGCGCGGUCGUGGUGACCCGUUCGCCGCCGCCGCCGCAGCCCGCCGCGUCCGCGUCCGAGUCCAGCCAGGACGCUGAGUGCAGGGCCCGCGAGGGGGAGCACGCGGCCUACUCCUACCUCGCCGGCGCGAUCGUCUCCGCCAAGCCCGCUAUGGACCUCAUCAUGCGCUGCGUCGGCGCCUCCAGCACCGACUUCUUCCCCGACGAGAGCAUGGAGAACACGCUCGUGCCGCAUGAAUGGGUGAACCACCGCCACUCGUACUGGUCCAGCGGCGGCAAGGACAACCCCGACGCCCCCGAGAGCUUGACCUACAGGCUCUCCUCUGACCUCUGCGUGAUUGAUGAGAUCAGGGUGCGCCCCUACAAAGCUGCUUUUCAGCUUGGCCAUCCUAUUUACUCUUCCAAGGCGGUGAGGAUCCGGCUGGGUCAUUCCAAGCUUGAUCCUGGAACAGAGACUUUCGUGUCAGCUGAGAAUGAGAACCUGACAGCAAUCGCUGAUGAAAACUACACGUGGACAUACACGUCGCCAGAGUUCCCUAUGCUUCAGGAAAAUGUGUUGCAAACCUUCAAGCUUCCACGCCCUGCCCUUUGCAUUGGUGGUAUAGUGAAGAUUGAACUUCUGGGGAGAUUACAGAAACAAUCUACAGAUGAUAAGUAUUACAUAUGUGUCUGCCAUGUCCAAGUGAUGGGGCGCUCACUUUCACCAGAUUUAAUGAUAGACAUCUCCGAUCCUGCUGAUUACUCAAACCUCAAGUAUUUGCCGGGUGCCGGUAACUUGCGCCCAGAAGACCUACUGAGCAGUGACGCCAAGGAGGACUCAUCGGACUGGCGCUCGCUUGUUUCUAGGUACAGGCAGAUGAGGCAAUUGGCGAUGGUGUAUAUGCUGCUUGGACCUGUGCAGUUUGCGGAUGAAGAAGACGAAGCUGAGGCUGACAUGCUGCACUUGUUGUAGGCUUUGUUUUCUCUAAACCGGAUCUUGUGUAUCCUAAUUGAGUGGAGUUUGUUCUGAUAAAUAUAAAAACAAAAAGAUUUGUGUCGUUUCAGACUUCUGUUUUUUCAGCUUUGCUUGAUCUCGAUCAUGGGAGAGACAAAACAUUUGCCAAAUAGCGUAUUCAUAUUUAGGAUAUUUUGCAAA
Messenger RNA from Sorghum bicolor (sorghum), 1652 nucleotides. Its product is annotated as F-box protein At4g00755. Gene Ontology annotation, molecular function: protein binding. NCBI's taxonomy places the organism in Eukaryota, Viridiplantae, Streptophyta, Magnoliopsida, Poales, Poaceae. Bases 300 to 1469 code for a protein of 389 amino acids. The record is from RefSeq and is a predicted model, not a curated record. The transcript is spliced from 5 exons.